Aspergillus terreus NIH2624 is the source of this 2163-nucleotide messenger RNA. Its product is annotated as acetyl/propionyl/methylcrotonyl-CoA carboxylase subunit alpha. The record is from RefSeq and is a predicted model, not a curated record. The coding region runs from base 1 to 2163 and encodes 720 amino acids. Lineage: Eukaryota; Fungi; Ascomycota; Eurotiomycetes; Eurotiales; Aspergillaceae. The transcript has 4 exons. Gene Ontology annotation, molecular function: methylcrotonoyl-CoA carboxylase activity; ATP binding; metal ion binding. Gene Ontology annotation, cellular component: mitochondrion.
AUGCCUCUCUCAUCGCUUCUCCGCACUUCCGCCCGUCUGGGGCCGACAGCCGCUCGCAGGGCGAGAAGGGCGGCGUCGACGGUGUCUGGGAACACCGCUCAGUCUCAGAAGUCACUGGACUCUAUUCUUAUUGCGAAUCGGGGCGAGAUUGCGCUACGGGUUGGACGCACCGCCGCUCAGCACGGCAUCCGCGUUACUACGCUCUACACCGACCCCGAUAGCCGCGCGCAGCAUGCUCUGAGCUCGCCCUUUGCCUUUAACUUGGGCUCCGUUUCGGCGUAUCUAGACGGCGACCGGAUUAUCGAGAUUGCAAAGCGAGAGGGUUGCCAGGGAAUUCAUCCGGGUUAUGGUUUUUUGAGUGAGAAUUCCGCCUUUGCGCGGAAAUGCACAGAGGCAGGGUUGGUCUUCAUCGGACCGCCUUGGAAGGCGAUUGAAGACAUGGGUGACAAGAGCCAGUCGAAACACAUCAUGACUGCGGCGGGCGUGCCCUGCGUCCCCGGCUACCACGGCGAGAACCAAGAUCCCCACUUUCUCGAGGCCGAGGCCGACAAAAUUAAGUACCCUGUUCUUAUUAAGGCAAUCAAAGGAGGCGGUGGCAAGGGCAUGCGCAUUGCGCAGUCCAAGGAGGAGUUCCAGGCGCAACUCCAAUCCGCGAAAUCGGAGGCUAUGAACUCGUUCGGCGACGACCAUGUGCUGGUUGAGAAGUACAUCACCACCCCACGUCACAUCGAGGUGCAGGUCUUCGCAGACAAGCAUGGCAAUUGCGUUGCCCUGGGGGAACGGGACUGCAGUAUUCAGCGACGUCACCAGAAGAUCCUCGAGGAAUCUCCUGCUCCUCACCUCCCCGAUGCAACGAGGAAGGAUCUCUGGGCCAAAGCUCGAGCUGCUGCCUUAGCCGUAGGUUACGAGGGGGCCGGAACCGUCGAGUUCAUUUUCGACAACGACACCGGCGAGUUCUUCUUCAUGGAGAUGAACACUAGGCUCCAGGUGGAGCAUCCCGUGACGGAGAUGGUCACCGGCCAGGAUCUGGUUUACUGGCAGCUCAAGGUCGCGGAGGGUGCUAAGCUCCCGUUGACUCAAGAGGAGGUAGAAACCCACAUGGAAACUAGGGGACAUGCAAUCGAGGCCCGAAUCUACGCCGAGAAUCCCAACCAGGGCUUCAUCCCGGAUUCGGGAACUCUCCUGCAUGUGCGCACCCCUGCAGCCACCGAAGAUACGCGGAUUGAUGCAGGCUUCAUCGAGGGGGACGAGGUCUCGGCACAUUACGACCCCAUGAUUGCAAAACUUAUUGUCCGUGGCGAGACUCGCGAAGACGCAAUCCGCAAGCUCGCUACAGCGCUGGAGGAGUAUGAAGUUGCCGGCCCCAUAACAAAUAUUGAGUUCCUGAAGACCAUCUGCAAAAGCCCGGAUUUCAUCGCAGGCGAGGUCGAGACGGGGUAUAUCGCGAAACACCAUGAUGAACUGUUCGCACAGGAGCCAAUGGAGCCGGAGUUACUUGCACAGGUGGCGUUGGCCUGCCUGCAUCACAACACGGUCCAAUCCUCAUCGCGGGAUCAGGCCAGUUUUGAAGGAUCUGCAGUAGGAUUCAGCCCCAGCUACCAGGCGCGGCAGAUGACGCUCGCGGACUCGACCCCCGGAAUUAAGGAGCCGGCUAAAUUCAACGUGCGAGUCCAGCAAACCGGAGACAACACGUUCAAUGUCGAAGCUGGCGGACAAUUGUUUGAACAAGUGGUCAGCCACAGCGACCGCGGGUCAAACAUUGUCACCUCCUUUUUCCCGCACACCCGGCUCGACACGACAGUCAUUCGCGACGAGGACUCGAUCAUCGCAUUCCAAAGGGGCAAGCAAUACCGCUUGACGACACCCCGCGCGCCAUGGAUGGAGAAAGCGCUGGGUCUUAAGGACGCGACGAACAGCGUGCUGGCACCGAUGCCGUGCAAGGUGCUGCGCGUGGAAGUCCAGGCGGGCGACGCGGUGGAAAAGGACCAGCCGCUGGUGGUGAUUGAGAGCAUGAAGAUGGAGACGGUGAUCCGCAGCCCACAGAAGGGGACGAUUGCCAAGGUGGUCCACCAACAAGGAGUAAGUCAUGUGCCCCCUACCCCGGUCAAAUUGCAUGAUGCAGACCCCAUUUAUUUCCCGAUUCUCUGGGGCUAUUGCGGCUAG